CGCUACAUGCAUCGCUGGAUAUACUUAAUCUAAUCGAUAAGACUUACCUAGCUGCCUCUCUUCAAAGCUUAGGUAGAAACAAACCUAAGAAAUACAAGAUCACACGCCUUCUUUUCUACCAGUCUGCAACCGAUAACAAAAUGGAGGAAGAAGACCAAGUCCUGGUGUCAUCCACUUGGCCGCCGCCACCUCCCUUCUGGCGCGACUUUACGCCCGAAAACCUUGCACGUAUUGACGAGCUACGCAAGCAAGAAGCAGAAAAUGAUGGAAUUGACGAUGCCUCAAAAGUCCGUCUUCAGGGCUUACCUCGCGAGCUACGUAAUCUCCAGCCACCACUAGAACCCACAGAUGGAGUAUGGAGAGUCUUUGGAGAUACCUAUAAAUUAAAGGAUGAGCUUCCGCGGCUUGAGGAUACGGAUGUCAAGCCGCUAUUUCCGAAUCCAGAAGAAAGAGAUCGAGAUGGCAAACACUUCGAUCGUGCACUGAUCCUCAAAAGAUUGGCCAAGUCGUUACUAUUAAACUUCCUAGAGCUUACAGGAUUGCUAGCUAUCAACCCUGAAGCUGCUGAAGAGAAGACCCAAGACAUGCGCCACCUGUUUCUCAACUUUCACCACCUUAUCAACGAAUACCGACCCCACCAAGCCCGCGAGUCGCUGAUCUCUAUGAUGCAGGCGCAGUUGGACCGUACACGAGCCGAGACUAACGCGAUCCGGGACGCUAAGGAUAAGGCUGAACGUAUCAUGGAAGGCCUCGGCAGUUUGAAGAUCGAAUAUGAACUUGUCGAUAAGUUAACAACGUCUAAAAAGGCGGAAUCAUGGAGCUACCAGAGAGAGACGUGGACGUCGGUCACCAGAGAUCUCUAGGAAGGGACGCCACAUGCUGCUUCUCUGUUAAGCUGUAGUUAUAAAGUGUAUAUAGAUUAUGACUUGGAGUCAAGGUUUUUAUAAUGGAUAAGCGCGUCGGUAUUGAUACCCAUCUCGAUAGGAAGGGCGGGAAUGCGCUUGAGGAAAAUGCAUUGAUUUAAUCCUAUGAAGAAUACUCCUAGUCCUGCAUCGCCAAGUGAAAUCAACCCAGUGCCUGCAAAACGCAAGUUCGUGUUUAAUAACGCCUCAUAAAUCGUGUCUUAUAUGGCGUCUACUAUUAAACCUCGUUUCCUCACAUAACAGUGCAAGGAAUCGGGAUACAACAACAUUCGAAAUCGCCACAGUCAAUGCAUCUAGUCUUGUCUCCUGUGGCAUCGGCGGGUUUGAUGAUGUUCUCAAAAGUCGAUGAUGCGGCGCUGCCAGGGCCGUUCCGGUUGACGAGGGAAUGAGAUGAGCUGCAAGCCAUGGCUAAUAAAUUACUGAGUUAUCUGUUAUAAAUAACUAAUACUUUUUUUUAGCUCUUUUCUUAGAGAUAACAGGUAAUGAGUGUAUCGCCUACCAGUUGAUAGAUUGAUAUGUUUUAAAUUGAUGUGGUCUAAUACUUUCUUUCGUUAUAAGUAAGACGGUGUAGGUUAGUAUGUAGAAUUCUAAGUUAGAAGUAGGUUUAGUUAGGCUUUAAGACUUUGUCCUAGUUCCAGUCUGCUUCUUUUCUUUCCUUUCCUUCGCCAAUAAUAUCAUGCAUUUAUGG
Daldinia decipiens is the source of this 1611-nucleotide messenger RNA. RefSeq names its product MED7-domain-containing protein. Gene Ontology annotation, biological process: regulation of transcription by RNA polymerase II. Gene Ontology annotation, cellular component: core mediator complex; mediator complex. Lineage: Eukaryota; Fungi; Ascomycota; Sordariomycetes; Xylariales; Hypoxylaceae. The record is from RefSeq and is a predicted model, not a curated record. The transcript has 3 exons. The coding region runs from base 141 to 863 and encodes 240 amino acids. Gene Ontology annotation, molecular function: transcription coregulator activity.